AUGUUGGAUAAAUUUCAGAAAACGAUUAAAGCAGAUAAAACUCAUGCUGACGAAAACAAAGCUCAGAAAUAUUCUGGUGCUGCUGAUCAUAAAUACCCAACAAACCGCAACAAAGGCUCAACUUUAAUAAUGUAUCUUCCAGCGGCAUUCACCGAUGCAGUUUUUGAUUGCCUAACUCUCAAAUGGCUCUACAAUCGAUUUGAUACGUUUGAUGUCAGUAUUAACUAUAAUUCCGAAGGGUAUUGCAUUGGAAGUGGCACAAUGAAAGUUGCAAAGCAUCAUGUAGACGAAGUAGCACGUUUCGCUUCACAAAAGAAUUGGAGAGCUUUGAAACCUUCGCCUAUUCGAUAUCACGAUUCUCGAGACAAAUCAACAAUAAUUCCCGCAUUAGUUGGCGGUCUGCCAACGUUUGCAUUGCCUGAUGAGCUUGAAUUUCCCUAUAACUGGUUUGCAUUUCUCAUUUCUUCCGCAAGUCCGUUUGUGCACUCACUAGCCGUUGUCUACGUUUUCUUGGCGUGUUAUCUACGACCGUCGAAGACCCAAACGGACUCAAAUUUAACUGAAUGGUAUCGCUUGAAUUUUGUGACCCAAUUCCUACUGGCUCUCGCAUUUCUUCCUGAGGUCAUCAUCAGUCUGUUCCACGGAUUCCAAUAUUCGAUUUGUACGAGCGGCGGACUGAACACCGGAAUUCUGUCGGGACUUGUUGUCCUUUUCUGGACACUAUCAAAGAUCUCGGAUCUUGUCGAAACGUUUCUUCUGAUAUUCGAUGCCCGAAGGCCACUGCCGAUUCAUAUUAUUCAUCACUGCGUCUCGCUCUCCUAUGCGUUUACAUUCUACGGAUUGAACAUGGCAAUUCAACGAUGGGUGGUGUUCUGCAAUCUACUAGCACACAUCGUGCUUUAUGCCUAUCUUGCCAACAUCAAAGUGCUCAAUUGGGCUCCGUGUUGGGCGUCGGUUUGCAUUACCCAAAUGCUGCAGCUCAUUAUUCCUCUGCUCGCGAGUUUCCCGGUUUCCACGGCUCUUACGAGAGGUUUGAAAUGCGACGCUUCUCCUAAUCAUCUACUAAUUAUGCAAUUUGGCCUCACCACUCUUAUUGUGCUUUUCGCGGAUUUCUAUUAUUCACGAAUCAAAAAGUUUCGUCAACAAAACUUGAAGAUCGUAAGCGAAAAAGAAAAAGAGCCGAGUGUACGGAAAAAGGUGAACGCGAAAUCGGAUGAAACUGUGAUUUUCGAAAAAGAUUUUCCCGAUCUUCGAUCCGUUAUUUUCUCGCCGUAA
This is a messenger RNA of Caenorhabditis bovis, 1275 nucleotides long. Lineage: Eukaryota; Metazoa; Nematoda; Chromadorea; Rhabditida; Rhabditidae. The record is from the annotation of a GenBank genome assembly.